AUGGAGGGUGUACGCCAGAAAUGCAGACCGAAACAUCAGGUUCUGGUCCUGAAAUGCUAUCCACAAUACCAGAAAGGAGUGCAGGUGGUCAAGCCAAACUCAAGUGAACUGUCUUAUCUGCUCUACUAUGUGAGCACCCGCCGCAGCAAGCUGACAAAGGUCGGCGCCUUUUUGGAGAAGAGAGCCGCUCGGGAUGUGUGGCGCCGCAAGAUAGGAAAUGUGCAGGUUACGCUUCAGAUCUUGAGCGCGCUCAUCGAGAAAGUUCCCCGCGACUUGCCGAUCUACGCACGGUCGGUCAUGACAGUCCUCGAAACGGUCGUACGCUCGCAGGAUAUCUCCAUGGUCGAGGACUCUAUUGAGACCUUCGAGACCUUCUGCCGACAUCAAGAUAUGGCGGCACUAUCUGCCGAACAGGAGUUUGCUACGCAAUACCGGGAAGUGGUGAGGUCGUAUGCGGGGUUUGCAGAGGGCGACCCUUCGAUGCAAUCGAAGCUCGCCGCUGGUCCUCCGCUUACGGUUCGAUGGAAGACGGCGGGAUUGAGAGCGAUCAAAGGUGUGGUUAGUUCUGAAGCGGGUUUGGCUGCGGAUGGCGGAGAUUCGAUACGGGUCAUUCUUCCGGUCAUCCUGGAGAACCUCUACAACCCGGAUGACAAUGUGGUUGGUUCUCUCGAAUUGAAGCUCCUCGAAGCGGACAAGAACGAACCAGAGACUGCACACCGACGCAGGGUUAGCACGGCCACUGUGGACACGGUCGACGCGGUGGACGGGGAUGCGUCAUUGGCGGCUCAAAAUACCGCUGAUGUGGACCGAAAAGCGGAGAUGGAUAUGAGGUUGCUGGCUUUGCGGUGUCUGGAGCAGAUUGUCGUCAACGGGAGCAGCCGCGGCCAGAUUCGUGUCACGACUCAGGUUGUGCUGGACUUUAUCUUGCGCAAAAGUCGGGCAACUGGUAAUGGCCUAGGUCAGGAUUACAAGGAUAGCUGGGCUACGUCGUUGGUUGAACUGAUCGCCAAAUGGUGCCCUGUUCAGGUUCGCUUUAUUAUUCUGGUGGCCGCUAUGGAUAUUCUGUACGACAUUCCUCCCACAGAAGAGUCUCUGGACGAAUCAUACGCCAUCAUCUAUCUGAUUGAUCGGCUGUUAAAAUCCCCCGUGAAUAUGAUCGGACUUAGCGUUAUUGAUGUCUUACUGGGUCUCUUGCGUCAUAUGUCGUUCUUGACAUCACCCUCGAGAGCUGGAAAAUCGACACCAGAUGAGAAGCAAAACGGACAUUCAACCCCUCUAGAGCUUUCGGCGAAAAGGGCAGAGGUGGUCUCACUCCUGCAGGAUUGUAUUGGCAACCUCACAACGCACAUUUACUAUGGUGAGCAGGUUGUUGACAUGGUCAGGACGAUUUUGACUCGGUUCAAACCUUCAAGAGGCAACGAGCAGGCAAUAACCUCGUCACCAACGCAGUCCGAUGCCCUGGGAGGCGGUAGUGCUAUGUUUUCGUCUGGGGAGGGUGGCCCAAUAGCAUUCUCCUUGCCCAGCGCAAAAACGGCAGCUCUCAAAGCGAUCAAGAAUAUCCUCCUUGUUGCAAACACGAAGCGGCCAGGGGUCACACUAACCGCAGAAUCCAGGCAUCAGGUGGGCCUCUAUGUAUGGGAAGGUACGCAGUGGCUUUUGAGUGAACCCGACAGGGAUGUUCGUUAUGCAUACGUCGAUGCCUUUUUGACCUGGCUGAACCUGGAAACAUCUACCGAUGAUCUUAAGGUUAAGGAGAGACCUGGCAGGCAGGCCAGUCAACCGGUCAGGAAUGACUUAUUAGACACCGCGGAAAGGUCUGGAAAGCGCACUGCCAGCAUGAGCGGAAACCAGAGAGAAAAGGUGAUUCUCAUUGCGCAGUCUAACUUCCUUCGCUUACUCCAUCUCACUAUCUUUGACCUUGCGACUGAUCACCCGGCGUCUGUUUCCGAGAUUAUGCUGCUUCAUCUACUCUUAGUAAGCCUGGUGAAGCAUCUUGGAGUGAACGCUGUUAGAUUUGGACUCCCCAUGGUGCUGAAACUUCAGGACAAUAUGGCCACCGCCGAUGGCCAGCCCUUCCCUACCCUGGUGAAUAUUGGAAGCUUGGUCUAUGGCUACCUGUGGGCAUUAUCCGAGAAGUUCGAUUUGGACACCUCCAAGAUUGGUAACGGAAUCCAGAGUGAAGUUCAGAAAAGACAACAGCUUGGUGUUUGGCUUGAGACAAUCCGCUUGCCGCCCGUCAGCCUUAACAAGAUUGUCCACAGCAGCAGUGUCCAGGCUAGUGGCCGUGGUGCUCAGGACGUGAGCCUCCUGAUUCCGUUUGAUGGCGGCGAAGAACUCAUCCAGCGAAUCGAAGCAUCUUAUGGUUCCUUCAUUACUUUACUUACUCACAGCCCACCAAGCUCUCCGGGGUCUGUCGGGUCCCCACCGCGAAGCAUCACAGCUCCUGUACUGCCGCACAUGUCGGCGCCCGCAGCUACACCGAAGGCUAGCGUCCUUCCUCCUGCGGUCAGGGAGCAGAUGCUAUCUCCAUGGUCAAGAGAAGCCUGCCUGGCAGCUGCUGAAAAUGAAAGAGCAGAGGCCAAAUCCCUGAGCGGAUCGCGGACCGGAACCUUAGUUAUACGCAACCAUGUUCAUCAGAACGGGACUAGUUCUCCGUCAGCAAGUUCUAACGCAUCUGUGCCUCCAGGUGCUUACGCAUCUGUAGCUGGUCUGCAGAAUGGCCGAAGAACGAGUGUGCCGAACUCGUCCCGCUCACAGCUCAUCAGCACCAGUAGAGAAUCUCCGGUCCACGUGAAUGAACUGAGACGGGUCCUCUCUGUCAAUGAAGAAGGCAAGGCCCGGCGAAUGAGCCCGCUCAGGGGUCGACUCGACGGCUCGAAUCGAAGUGUUAUCUCUUCCAGUAGCGACAGUAUGGUCAGUGGCUAUUCGCUGUCCGAGUUUGACGAUGGUGCCUCGGUCAAGCCCCAGUCUACCAGAGGCGGGCGGAUCUCUCUUGAUGGAGAGGAAACCCCCAGGGCCUCGGCUCUGUCUUUCAUGGUAGAUGCUGAUGAUAUUCCGCCUGUACCGCCAAUCCCUCCAUCUAUAUCUAUUCAAGGUGGUCUUUCAGAUGGUCAGCAGCGGUCGGUUUCGGUUGGUCGCCCUUCAACUGCUCCCGGACCUCGCCGACCAUCUGUCACGAACGGAAAGGCAGGGACACCUGGUACGUCGCCUGGUCGGUCUCUUAGCAGAGAUAAAAGUCGAUCGAGCACAGGUCUGGCAGCGGCUGCCACUGACGGUAUUGAACCGUAUGCAGAGAAUAUUGAUAGCGCUCGCCUUGACGUGCAAAAGCUACUGGAAGGGUUCUUGUCGCCAGCGGACGCAGAGACGAGGGGCAGCAGACGGAAGGCCCGAAGUAAUACAGGGCGACGAGGCGUGAGUGGAGGACUUGGGCGCCCUCCCUACUGA
Aspergillus bombycis is the source of this 3444-nucleotide messenger RNA. RefSeq lists its product as uncharacterized. The record is from RefSeq and is a predicted model, not a curated record. Bases 1 to 3444 code for a protein of 1147 amino acids. NCBI's taxonomy places the organism in Eukaryota, Fungi, Ascomycota, Eurotiomycetes, Eurotiales, Aspergillaceae. Gene Ontology annotation, cellular component: plasma membrane. The transcript has 2 exons. Gene Ontology annotation, biological process: protein localization to plasma membrane.